This is a messenger RNA of Exophiala bonariae, 1332 nucleotides long. RefSeq lists its product as uncharacterized. The transcript is spliced from 2 exons. Gene Ontology annotation, biological process: nucleotide-excision repair; regulation of DNA-templated transcription. Gene Ontology annotation, cellular component: transcription factor TFIIH core complex; transcription factor TFIIH holo complex. The record is from RefSeq and is a predicted model, not a curated record. The coding region runs from base 1 to 1332 and encodes 443 amino acids. NCBI's taxonomy places the organism in Eukaryota, Fungi, Ascomycota, Eurotiomycetes, Chaetothyriales, Herpotrichiellaceae.
AUGAAUGCUCUCGACAUCACAGCCGAGCAGUUCGAGAAGCCAUCACAUGAGCUCUCGCCAUCAUUACUCACCAUCAUUCUCGACACUAACCCUGCCGCCUGGUCACUGUUAUUACCCACGCUCACACUUUCAUCAACUGUCGCAAACAUUCUGGUCUUUAUCAAUGCCCAUUUGGCAGGGAACUACCUCAACAAGGUUGGUGUCAUCGCGUCUCACUGCGACAAAGCACAAUGGCUUUAUCCCACUCCCACCGAACAACGUCUUCCAUCUCGCUUGAUCCAGGAGCGACAAAAGCGUCAAGCCGGUCAACCAUCACAUCGCACUCAGACGCAGUCUCAGGACCUAUCCGACUCCACCAAGCGCCUCAGACUCAGCAAUGGAUCACCAUCACUCAACCUUAAGCCUCCAACGGCGACAACGACAUCGACCCCCUCGACGACAGAAACGGCCGGUAACAAGUACCGACCCUUCCGUCUGGUCGAGGAAGAACUGAUCAAAAAUCUCUCCAACUUGCUUUCCAGCACCACACCAGACGUCGUCUCCAGCAGCACAUCGACCAUGAUCGCUGGAGCAUUGACAUUGGCACUAAGCCACAUCAACCGUGAGUCGAUCAGCUAUGCCGAAUCCCUUAUCGGCACAACCACAAACAUGGACACCGACGGCACCGACGGCAUCCCAUCAACAUCCGAAGCCACCAGCACGGUACUCCAAUCGCGGAUCCUACUGAUCUCCGCCUCACCCUCGACAGAUCUCGCACAUCAAUACAUCCCCAUUAUGAACGCCAUAUUCGCGUGUCAGCGCCUAUCGAUUCCAAUUGACAUCCUCCAACUUCCCCUCCCACUCCCAAACCCAAACCCCAACCCCAAACAACCAGCCUCAAACCCACCAUCGUCCUCAUCACCAUCGACCACACCCACAACCACGGGCUCCAACUCGACCGUCUUCCUCCAACAAGCCGCCGACGCCACCAAAGGCAUCUUCAUCCCCGUGCGCCUAAAAUCCCCAACCUCCUCGUCCUCCUCAUCCACCACAGCGACCACAUCCGCCUCACAAUCCCUACUGACCUACCUCCUGACCUCGUUCCUGCCCUCGCCGACAACGCGGGGCGCACACCUGAUCCUCCCCACACGCAUCGACGUCGACUUCCGCGCCGCGUGCUUCUGCCACCGCAACGUCGUCUCCACGGGCUUCGUCUGCAGCAUCUGUCUGAGCAUCUUCUGCUCGGUGCCCGAGAACGGCGACUGCUUGACCUGUGGCACGCACCUCACGUUGGGGAAUUAUGGUGCAAGACCGGCCGUUGUGGCAAGACGGAGGAAGGCAAGGGCAAGAUGA